This is a messenger RNA of Hyaloscypha bicolor E, 2312 nucleotides long. RefSeq lists its product as uncharacterized. Gene Ontology annotation, molecular function: metal ion transmembrane transporter activity. The transcript has 7 exons. Gene Ontology annotation, cellular component: membrane. Lineage: Eukaryota; Fungi; Ascomycota; Leotiomycetes; Helotiales; Hyaloscyphaceae. Gene Ontology annotation, biological process: metal ion transport; transmembrane transport. The record is from RefSeq and is a predicted model, not a curated record. Bases 196 to 2295 code for a protein of 699 amino acids.
CGGGUGGGAUACAGCACAAUCCUGGCACGACUGUCGGUCGUGCUUAUGAGACAGCCUUGUGAUAAUCAACCUGUGGACUCCAUUUGAUUUAUGCCCGACGGCGAUUGCGAGCCCAAAUGAGCUCUGGUAGUCUUGUAUUUCAAAAAUCGGAUCAUUGACCAGAAGAUUUUGGGUCAUUUUGAAUACUCUCCGCUAAUGUCGUCAACCGCCAUCAAAUCUGCGUUGUCCGAGUUGGCUCAAAACGAGGCAGAUUCCGAACAAUUAGGAUUCGAUUUUGAACUACAUUAUGAUCUCCACGGCAAGAGCUUGCAGGAUAUAUUCAGCGAGAUUCUUCAAGACAGUUCGUCUUCAAAACAUAUCCACAACUGGGACAAGAAACUCCUUCCAAGCCCAGUUCACGCCAUAGCUAAAGUUGGGGCAAAAUAUCUCCGGGAAAAGGCUUAUGGAAUUCUUGAGACUCAUUCAGCAGUCGAAGAAGUCUUGCCUGCAUCAUGGGCCAACUGCGGCCCCACGGCUGUGCGGUUUCCAGAUGAUAUAGGUGGCCGGUUGUUCUUUACUAAGAACGCGCUAAAGGCGAAUAAAGAUGACGCGGGUCCACUUGAACGUGUCAAAGACAAACCUGGGAGAGCUGUUCCUCUUCGAGCAUUAAACUUUGCCCAAGGGCGAGUCAUAUACAUCAAAGAUCAGCUCCCGUAUCCCGAAAGAGCCACACUUCUCAUGCUAUACACUUUCUGUAUCCGUCUGCAGUAUGAAGACUACCGCUAUAUCCAUGCCUUCAUCGAACGACAUCUGAGCCUGCGAUCUGAGCUAAAACUUCCAUAUCAUUGGCAAGAGACGUCACCACCACAACUAGACACGUCGCUCCUGCUAUGUUAUAAGAGAGUCACUCUCUCCUGUCAUAUAAGUUACCUCACCUUAAACUCGGGCUACGAAGACGAAGACAAAGCAGAAAAGCUUGACCGGGCUAGUUUAUUCCCACUCAAAGAGAACAUAGGACCCACAAAGUCCAUCACCCCACCUCUUUUCAAAGCAUCCGUCUCAGUACUGCUUACACUUGCAGUUCCCGAGGAGUCUACGACCCGGAAAGAAGAAGUCGAGCUUUUGAGCACUCCUCAGGCGCUAUGGACCAUUCUAGUGGUCAACAGUUCCUCGGCAUUUCUUGCCUCUGCCGAGCUUCGCCAGCAUUUGACACCCAUUGCUCAAUUUGUUCGCGGUGUAGCUUCAUCGUUAUACACACAACAGGUUAACGCGCGAAUGAUCCACAAUUUGUUGAGAAAUCAACUUAACACUUCAGAUGAUGGGACCAUCUUCGAUGAUGAAAAUUUCACCAAGUCCAUAUUAUACCACUGGGCUAUCAAGACGUGUGACGCAUUGAGCGAAUCGCUUGCUUCUAGCCUUAGGUUCAUCCAAGGAAUGCUAAACAGCAACGUGGAAAAGCUUUGUAGCGAAGCUCACGAUCAAGAGAAGAUUGGAAUAGAUCACUGGGUACAGCAACUAAAGAAAGAGAUUUUUGAGCUGGAAGAAUUGCACGCGCAGAUACUGGCUAUGAAAAGCCAAGUGCAGGAGAGCAGAAACGCACUACACGGCGUUACAGCGGUUUUGGAGAGCCGGCUGGCCUUACAGCAAGGGAAACGGAUGAAGACUUUAGCCUAUCUGGCAACCGUAUAUAUUCCAUUGACAGCGUCAACGGCGAUAUAUAGUAUGAGCGUUCUCCCCGAAUCUGCCACAUUUGUAUCAUUCUUCAUCGUUCUGGCAAUCUUCUUCGUAUUUACCACCGUUUUGGUCUUUAACCUCGAGACACUCGUAACGAAAAUGCGCCGUCCAAGUUCUUCAGUUGUAGCGAAAAUUCGACUGCCAGGCUCUGCACUAGUAACCAACAUCCGCUUACCGAGCUCUUUGGUGGAUGUGGUUUCAUUGUUCAGAAUAUACAUCAACGGUUAUAUUAAAAUGCUGGAUCCUCAUACCGACUACAAUAUUCCAUCCCUCGGCAAACGUAAUUUCCUAUGGUGGAUCCUACGAACCUCAACUAUUGUGGUUUUGCGCUCUUUCCUUCUUCCCGAGAUCCAUAUGCCAAUGGAUCAGUAUAACAUGUUUUUAUACAGGCAUAAUCCCUUCGCACGCGUCAUAUAUAUUCUUCCAUGGUGGGGUGUUCUUCUAAACAUAGUUCGGGGAAUUCUAAUCCCGGCUUGGAUCGUUUUGGCGGCGGGGAUUAUCUGUUAUCAAGUAUUGCUCGAUAUAAUUUCGGCGUUCAUCUCAGUAUUGCUCGGGUUGGGUCAAUUAUGGCGUACAAAAUAAACCCAACUACGAAUGCC